Messenger RNA from Cantharellus anzutake, 893 nucleotides. RefSeq lists its product as uncharacterized. The coding region runs from base 127 to 600 and encodes 157 amino acids. The transcript has 3 exons. The record is from RefSeq and is a predicted model, not a curated record. Lineage: Eukaryota; Fungi; Basidiomycota; Agaricomycetes; Cantharellales; Hydnaceae.
GAAGAUUAUUUAACUUCAUCAGAUUGGUUGGAUCGCGCGUGGUUUAUAUAACUGAUCGGGUCUUUCUCACUAGUCCUCCAAGCACAUCCGCUCAAGACUAAGUGAAAGCAGUGUCUGAAAGUCACAAUGCGAUUCUGGAGUGCUUUUGCAUCAAUCGCGAUACUUCCCAUUGUCGCGGCUGAUUUCUUGACUGCCACAGUCAGUUGCGACGUUCAUAAGACGUAUCCGGAACACAGUUGGGCUAUGUACCCUUCGACGGUAGAGGCUUGCGAAGAUAUAAUUAACCACUGGACUGCGAAUGUUAUUCAGGAUAAACCCAGGGGACUGAUCAACGGCUCGUUGUGCGGCAUUGACAUUUCAGUGGAUCAGCCCAAGCUCAAGUACUAUAUCCCCUUGACUGAACUCACUGCAAACUGUACCCAAGGUACUGGAGGCAAGACAUGCAAUCGUGCGUCGGACGGUGCAUCGUGCUCAUAUGCGAACGGGGCGUAUUGCUACGCUUCACCCAUGUGUGCCAAGUCCCCCCCCAACGGAGCCAGUUGGUGUCUCAGACCGUGUAAAAGAUUUGUCCGUCUUGGCUCGGACCCUACAGGGGUCUAGAAUGGAUCAACUGCCUUCCGCAGCCAGUAAAGUGUUAUAUAGACGUCGAAUAAAAAGUGAAGUCCAUUUCCCAGGUUAUGGAGUCGUAUCGAAAACCCGAACGGAGAGCGAUCAAGAGUUCGAUAUGUAUUGGUGCUCAGGUGAAACGAGAGUCGGUUAGGAGUGAUGGAGAAAUGCUCCCUGAAAAGGGGGGGCUGGGAAGUCUCGCUCGCGGACUUGGUCAAACCGAGACCGGGGAUAGAACAGCCUAGUCAGCCAUCUAAUGACGGCCUAUAGAGGGGGGGCCGUUUGGC